Molecule: messenger RNA, 624 nt
Organism: Fusarium coffeatum
Lineage: Eukaryota; Fungi; Ascomycota; Sordariomycetes; Hypocreales; Nectriaceae
Exons: 1
Coding region: 1-624 (207 amino acids)
Source: RefSeq, a predicted model, not a curated record
AUGACCGCCAACAAUUUUUCAGUUGACGAUACCCUCAUUGGAAAGGUGACGGCGUAUGUCGAGCAGUACAUGUCCAACUACGACGCAUCUCACGACUUCAACCACAUUAAACGUGUUCUCCGCCUGUCUCACCAUAUCCAAUCUCACACACCUUCAACAAGUCGGUCUCUUGUCACUUUGGCCGCGCUACUCCAUGAUGUCGGCGACAAGAAGUACCUCCGCCCUGGUGAAGAUCCCUCACGUAUGGUGGCUUCAGUGCUCGUCUCUUUCGGCGCACCGCAGGAUCUCGCCGACACUGUCCAGGCCAUUUGUCUCGGCGUCAGCUACUCCUCCGAAGUCAAGAAUCCGGCACACACUCAGUCUCUGGUCGAGAAAUAUCCGGAACUGGCAGUUGUUCAAGAUGCCGAUCGGUUGGAUGCCGUUGGAGCGGUGGGAAUUGCAAGAACAUUUGCAUUUGGAGGAGCCAAGAGCCGUACUUUGGAGAACACUAUGGAGCAUUUUGAUGACAAGUUGCUAUUGCUCGAGGGCAUGAUGAAGACUGAUGAGGGGAGGAAGAUGGCUAAGGAGAGGACAGAGAGGUUACGGCUGAUGAAGGAGUGGUGGCAAGAGGAGACAGCCGAGUAA